Messenger RNA from Oppiella nova, 1233 nucleotides. Lineage: Eukaryota; Metazoa; Arthropoda; Arachnida; Sarcoptiformes; Oppiidae. The record is from the annotation of a GenBank genome assembly.
AUGUAUAAACGAUUUAAAGUCUUCACUUUUGAUGGUUUAGCGCUUCGAGGCUUAAAAUUGUUCGCCAUUGAGAUGUCGAGCGAAUUGAGUGUUGGGAACUCAUCGGAAGCGAUAAUCUCUUUGGUUAUAAAUAGUGAUAAUAUGUCUCGCAAUGCAUCCCUCGCUGUCAUGAGAAAUGAAAAAUUGGUUAUUCUUGAAAUCGCAAUCCUUUCCCUUAUAUUCAUUCUCAUAGUGUUUGGUAAUUCAUGUGUUUUAAUAGCCAUUCAUUUACAUAAAUUCAAAUCCAAUCGUAUGUAUUAUUUUCUGAAACACCUGUCCAUAAGUGAUACGAUAACCGCCGUAUUUAAUGUGUUGCCCCAACUGGCCUGGGAGAUCACACACCGAUUCUACGGCGGCAAUACUCUUUGUAAGACUAUUAAAUACUUGCAAAUAUUUGGUCCAUACCUGUCAUCGUAUGUGUUGGUUAUGACGGCAAUAGACAGAUACCAAGUUAUUUGCAAACCAUUGUCCAACUGUGGGUGGGCUCCCAGUCGCUCCAAACUAAUGAUCAAAAUUGCAUGGAUUGUCGCACUUUUGUGUUGUUUGCCUCAGAUUUUCAUAUUUUCCUAUCAAGAAGUACCGGGAAAUACAGGUGUCUAUGACUGUUGGGGUACAUUUCCUAAGCCAUGGGGCGAACGAAUAUACGUGACCUGGUACGCGGUCAGUGUAUUCAUCAUACCGUUCCUCAUCUUAACGGUCACUCAUUACCACAUAUGCCGUGAAAUUUGGCUCAAUUUACACAAAAAGCGAAAGAGUUUAAAAUUAAACACAAAGAGAUACCAAAUGAAUGCAACGAAACACACAAACGACUCGCAAAUGGAUUCAGUGACUGACUCGCAGACUAAUAGCCGACAAACAAUUAGCGCCAAAAUCUUAGUUACCGUCGGAAAGUCCUAUCGAUUCAAAGGCAGAGCAAAACUAGAGGUCAGUCUGGAUAAGGAUUUUGGAGAGGAUUUCAGUCCACGAACGCAUUCAAUACACGGCUUAAGUCGCGCUAAAAUAAAAACCGUUAAAAUAACGGUCGUUGUAAUGCUGUGUUAUAUCAUGUGUUCAACGCCUUUCAUUUGCGUCCAAUUAUGGGCUUAUUGGGUGCCAUCCGCCCAGGAAUCGGACAUUUGGAAUGUUAAGUGGAUUACAAUUACUUACUAUAGUAUACUAUACUUAUUAUACAACAUUCAUACAAGUCACUUUUAA